CACCUCAAUAUAUGCUUUAAAUGUUUUUGUUCAACUUUUUCUUUCGGUAAACAUUAGGUUUUUCAGUAGGACAACCUGAAAUGACCCUUAGCUCCCACACGUCUGGUCAACAUGUCUCUUUUCUGCCAGCUCCUGACAGCAUUAAAGGCUGCCACUACAUUUCAACAGUUGGACAUUUUAAAUAUUUAGGGGGUAGAUUGUAACUAAUUGGUAUAACUUCCUUUCAUUUCGAAGAGAGCGUCUGACUUUAAAAGCAGACGUUUGGCUGCUGCUACCGAUUUUCCAACUCAUCAAUCUUAUCUGUCGUGUGGUGGAGCAAACUGAUAGAAUCUACUGUGUCACUGUUUGGAUGCACAGAUCACCUGCAGUGGAAAAAGUUACUUGUGUAUCAAAAGCCUGUUUUUUACCGGCACACGGCGUGUGGUCAGCACCUUACACAGAAGGGACCUCUGUUAAGUCUUUCUUAUUUCCAUAGAUUAACAAUGGUAAAGUUCUCAGAUUAAUUAACAAAAUAGAAGAAAAAAAAAAAGUGUCACUUGAAACGGUGUCAAAGGGAUUGUGGCGCCCUAAUUAAUGGUCAUUUAAGCCCCAGCUUUGAGUUACACAGGAGCUGCCCGUCCAACGGCUAACCCUGUUAGAGAAAUGUCAACCGCCUCAGUCUCGGGAAUGCAUGUAGCUGCUAAUGGUUGUGAAGUGGAUUACCAACACAAUGCUCAACGACUAUUUAAAUAUGAAAAUGCCUUUUUAAUUUUGUUUUUAAUUAUUAUUGUGAUUUGGGAAUCUUACCAUAGGAUGGCUGCCUCAAAUGGGAAAGGUGAAAAAGUGUCCAAAUUUGAGACAUUGAAACUUUUGGAGAAAUGCCGAAAGGAAAGAGAUGAUGCCAUGCACAGAGAAAGUGUUCUCAGAGAGAAACUCAGACAGUAUGAGUCGAGGAUUCGUUCAACUGAGGCUCUGAAACAGAAACUGAAGACCUUGACUAUGGACAACAAGGAGCUGAGGAAACAAGUGAAGACUCUUCGUAAUGAGAUUGGACUUGAAAGCGACCCUAAAUUCAAUGGUAAGACCACAAAGGACAUAAUCAAUGACUUUCAUGAAAAGGACCGUGAGUGCAGUUCCCUGGUAGAGAAGGCUGGGAAACUGAGUCGGACCAUUGAUGAUUUAACUGCAGAGUUGGCAAAUACAGUCACCUCUAAAACACUUCUAGAGGAUCAAGUGCAGUCAUUGCAGCAAAAUCUCAAGGAUAUGACGAACAAUCAACGCCGCCUGCUGAAGUUAUGGGAAGACAAGAAGGUUCAGAGGGAGCAGCUCGCCCUCCCUGCAAUUGCCCAGAAACAUAUACAGAAAUCACCCUCCCAUAAAGCAGUUCAAACUGAGAUGUCUGUCAGUUCGUCCCAAACGCUUCCAGUCAGUGCUUUUGAGACCAGGCAAGUGUCUCGGGACCAUGAUAAAAAGACAGUUUUGGAUAAACACAGUUUUCCGACUUAUGGAAAUGGAUAUCAUCAUGAAAAGAAAGCGUACAUGCAUGAUGAAACUAAAGGAAUUAAGAACUGACUUAUUGACUGACACACUCUGCAUUGAGAGAGGAAAGCAUAGCAGAUGAUAGUAAAUCCUUAUUAAUGUGUGAUAUGUCUGUAAAUAACAAAGAAAUGAGUAAAAAGAGAUACAAUUUAAAUAAUGUACAACUGAUGUAUGAAUUGUUUUGGUGCGUAGUGUAAUUUAAAUUGUGACAAUGAAGUUAUUUGAGUACUUGUGUCACUCAACCUUACUACAUAGAUCUGUUUAAGGCAACAUUUAA
Messenger RNA from Etheostoma cragini (Arkansas darter), 1795 nucleotides. RefSeq lists its product as uncharacterized. Lineage: Eukaryota; Metazoa; Chordata; Actinopteri; Perciformes; Percidae. The coding region runs from base 643 to 1551 and encodes 302 amino acids. The record is from RefSeq and is a predicted model, not a curated record. The transcript has a single exon.